AACACGUUUCAAAAGCGAUGUGUUGUUUUCGGCAAUUUAGCGACUAUUAAUUACUUGUAGUACAUAAAUAUCCGCGUGUUUAUUUUGCUCGACAUUAUUAUUCGGUAUUAAGUAUUCGUGUAAUGAACUGCGUGUUUAUGUGUGUAGUUAACGUGAUGCUUUAAACAGGAAACCGAAAGUGUUUCACUUCAUUCUUUUACUUUCGUUCUGAAACGUCUCAUAUGUAUCGAUGAUAUUCUGCUGUUGGUUUCAUUUCUUCAUGCCUUUUAGACAUGUGAUGUGAUGGAGGACAAAUCGAGACACAUGAGACUUAGAGAAUGGCUCAUAGCACAGAUAGACAGCGGCAAAUACGCGGGAUUGAGCUGGGAAAACCAGGAGAAAACCAUGUUCAGGAUUCCCUGGAAACACGCGGCCAAACAGGACUACAGACAGCAGCAGGACGCUGCACUCUUCAAGGCAUGGGCCAUGUACAAAGGUAAAUUUCGGGAGGGCAUGGAUAAAGCAGAUCCUUCCACUUGGAAAACCCGUCUGCGUUGUGCCCUCAACAAGAGCUCAGACUUCCAGGAGGUUCCUGAACGCAGUCAACUGGACAUCUCUGAACCAUACAAAGUUUAUCGGAUCAUGGAUGAUACAGGACGAGUAACAGACAUGGCUGUGAAUGCAAUGAUGUUACAUGAAGAUGACAGCAGCCCGGCUCUUAGAGGGAUACAGCAGGUCAAUCUACCUGGUGACUCAGACAGAGGAUCGAGUGAGAGAAGUGUGAAUGGCAGGUCGUAUGUGUGUCCCAUAAUAAACACUGAAGCCUGUGCUAACUCUGUUCCUCAAGCCGUACCUUUAUAUCUAUCUCAAGUGCCUUUGUCUGACUUUCGUCUGGAGGUACGAUUGUUUUACUAUGGUAAUCUGGUGCAGAGUGACGUAGCUUCAUCUCCAGACGGCUGCUUCAUCCUGCAGGGCUGUGCUCCGGUAGGGAACGAGCGCAUCUACGGGCCUUGCGAAGCUAAGAAAGUGUUCUUCCCCCGUCCAGACAUUGUGCCCCUGCCUCCGGGCAUCACCGAGGCCAUGAGUCGUCUGCUGCCGCACCUAGAGAAGGGCGUGCUGGUGUGGGUGGCUCCAGACGGUGUCUUUAUCAAACGCUUCUGCCAGGGCCGCGUGUACUGGGAUGGCCCGUUGGCCGAACACCGAGACAAACCCAACAAACUAGAUAGAGAGAGGACCUGCAAACUGCUCGAUACGACCAUCUUUUUACAGGAGUUACAAGGCCAUCAGCAGGGCGGAGGCCCUGAACCACGAUACAGCGUUGACCUGUGUUUUGGAGAGGAGUUCCCUGACCCCAACCAACCAAAGAGCAAGAAACUCAUCACUGCACAGGUGAUUCCCCUGUUUGCUGUAGAGUGUCUAGGGAGACAAGAUCCAUCUAAUAAUGUGGAGAUGAAGUGUUCACCCUCACAAACGAGCUGUAAGCAAAGCGAUACAUAGACACGCCUUACUGAGAAGAACACACAAACCUUUCAUCAUCAAAAAAAUCUGAAGGAUCUAAAUAGAGAACGAGAUAGAAAACGAGAGAAAACUUGAGUGUUUUUUAAAUGAUCAAGCAAAAUCUUUAUUCUAACCAUAAAGGACUUAAUAAUGACAGAAUAACAUUGUGAUUGCUUUAUAUUUUUAUAUGUUUGCAAAAUUGAAGUAAAAUUGAGAGUUUUUAGUUAUUUUACUACUUGGUUAAGUUAUUUCAGUAGGGCAAUAUGACUCAGGUGUGAUCGCACAUGUAUGCGGCUUUUGAACUUUUUGUACUUUUUGAUAAUCCUAUAAAUCAGCAUCUUUUAA
Paramisgurnus dabryanus is the source of this 1821-nucleotide messenger RNA. RefSeq names its product interferon regulatory factor 10 (gene irf10). The record is from RefSeq and is a predicted model, not a curated record. Lineage: Eukaryota; Metazoa; Chordata; Actinopteri; Cypriniformes; Cobitidae. Gene Ontology annotation, molecular function: protein binding; RNA polymerase II cis-regulatory region sequence-specific DNA binding; DNA-binding transcription factor activity, RNA polymerase II-specific. Gene Ontology annotation, biological process: immune system process; regulation of transcription by RNA polymerase II. Gene Ontology annotation, cellular component: nucleus.